Molecule: messenger RNA, 2074 nt
Organism: Eruca vesicaria subsp. sativa (arugula)
Lineage: Eukaryota; Viridiplantae; Streptophyta; Magnoliopsida; Brassicales; Brassicaceae
Source: the annotation of a GenBank genome assembly
AAAAAAGGAAGAAGUUUUCCCCCAAAUCCACAAACCCCACUCUCAAUUCCUCUCCCCCAUCACUCUCUCUCUCUCGUUUUCUUCGGCUGUGAAGCAACAGGAACUGCGAACAUCCCUGGAUUUACCCAAAACCCCCUCAAAAAGUUUCGAUUUUGGCGAGUCUGUGAAAGAGAGAGAGAGAAAAAAACAGAGACGAAUCUCUUGAAUGCAAUGUGAGAGAGAUCAACCAAGACGACGAAGAACGACAAUGGUGGCUGCAGCAAUCUCCAACACAGACACAAGAAACCCACCUCGAGAUCGACCCACCAAUGUCUCCGGACAAAGAAGACCCAGAGGCAAACAAGUCCCUUCUCGUUACUUAUCUCCUUCUCCUUCUCACUCCCUCUCCUCCACCACAACAACAACCACAACAACGACAACGACAACAACAACAUCCUCCUCUUCUUCCUCUUCCUCCUCACUAAAGCCAAGCAAACGCUACCCAUCUCCGUUACUCUCUACCUCCUCUUCCAACUCCAACAAAACGCCGUCGUUUCUACCCAAACGCUCGCAAUCCGUAGACCGCCGCCGACCCUCGCCGUCUCCGACCACCGAAAUGUCGGCGGCGACGAAGAUGCUCAUCACCUCCACCCGGAGCUUGUCUGUCUCCUUCCAAGGCGAAGCCUUUUCCCUCCCGAUUAGCAAAAAGAAGGAGCCCGUUUCUCACCGGAAACCUACCCCGGAGCGGCGGAGAUCCACGCCGGUGAGAGAUCAGAGGGAGAACUCUAAACCAGUCGACCAGCAACUCUGGCCCGGCGCCUCUCGAUCCGUUCCCCCGAACCCUCUCUCAAGAAGCUUAGACUGUGGAAAGCUUGGAUCUAAAGUUUCUAUUAAUGGAAGGUUGAGUUUAGAUUUGGAAGGUUUGGAGAGCGGAGAUAGAAGACUACCAAACAAUAAUGACUUCACUGCUUCUGAUACUGAUAGUGUCUCUUCUGGUAGCACUAACGGUGUUCAAGAUGGCUCUAACGCUAACGGUGAAAUCUCCAAGUCGUUGAGCUUGCCACGUAAUGUUAUGGCUUCCGCUAGGUUCUGGCAAGAGACUAAUAGCAGGUUGAGGAGGUUGCAGGAUCCUGGCUCUCCUUUGUCCUCUAGCCCUGGUUUGAAAACCAGUUCCAAGUUUGGUCAUUCCAAAAGGUUUUCUAGUAGCGACGCUGUUCCUUUAUCAUCGUCUCCUCGUGGUAUGGCGUCUCCUGUAAGAGGUUCUGCUAUUCGUUCGGCUUCGCCGAGUAACCUUUGGGCGACAACUACUUCGUCUGCGUCUCCAGCUAGAGCGCUUUCGAGUCCUUCUCGAGUGAGGAAUGAGGUUUCUGCUCAGAUGAACGCUUAUAACCGCAACAAUAAUACGCCUUCGAUUCUUAGCUUCUCUGCUGAUGUUAGGAGGGGGAAGAUUGGGGAGGAUCGUGUUAUGGAUGCGCAUUUGUUGAGGCUUUUGUAUAAUCGUUACCUGCAGUGGCGGUUUGUCAAUGCGAGGACUGAGUAUACUUUAAUGGUGCAGAGAUUGAAUGCAGAGAAAAACCUGUGGAAUGCAUGGGUAUCAAUCUCAGAACUGCGCCACAGCGUUACAUUAAAGCGAAUCAAGUUGCUUUUGCUAAGGCAGAAACUGAAACUGGCUUCUAUCCUGAGGGGACAGAUGGGAUAUCUAGAAGAAUGGUCUCUACUAGACAGAGAUCACUCAAGUUCUUUGUCGGGAGCAACGGAAGCUUUGAAAGCCAGCACGCUUCGUCUGCCAAUUGUUGGAAAAACCGUGGUUGAUAUCCAAGACCUUAAGCAUGCUGUUAGUUCAGCCGUCGAUGUAAUGCAAGCUAUGUCAUCUUCCAUAUUCUCACUUACUUUGAAGGUUGAUGAAAUGAAUUCUGUGAUGGUCGAAGCGGUGAAUGUAACUGCAAAGGAAAAGGUUUUGCUUGAAAGAUGUCAAGGCUUCUUAUCAAGAGUAGCAUCUAUGCAGGUUACGGAUUGUAGCAUGAAGACGCACAUAAUACAACUAAGUCGGAUACCAAUCAUCACAAGCAGCUUGACUUCACAACAACAACUGUAG